AUGCUGUCCUGUUUCUGGUUUUUCUCCAAGCACAUCGGCCCUGCACUGAGGUCCCUGCCCCGUGUGCUACACAGAUGUACGGUCCCACAGUGUUUGGCCUACAGGUAUCCUUCAGGUCCCCUACCAGUCUCCUCCCCUCGACGCCUGCUGGCCUCCUCCAAGGACUCCACUGGAUCUGCCAGGGUGCGCCAAAACUUUCACCCCGACUGCGAGGCCGCCAUCAACCGCCAAAUCAACAUGGAGCUUUAUGCAUCCUACGUGUACCUGUCCAUGGCCUACUAUUUCUCCAGAGAUGAUGUGGCCUUGUACAACUUCUCCAAGUAUUUCCUUCACCAGUCCCUGGAGGAGAGGGAACACGCCGAGAAGCUAAUGAGGCUUCAGAACCAGCGUGGAGGCCGAAUCUCCCUCCAGGAUAUCAAGAAGCCAGACCGAGAUGACUGGGAAAGUGGACUGCGGGCCAUGGAAUGCGCUCUGCUCCUGGAGAAGAGUGUAAACCAGUCGCUGCUGGACUUGCAUACUCUCGCAUCCGAAAAAGGAGAUCCUCAUUUGUGCGACUUUCUGGAAACGUACUACCUGAAUGAGCAGGUGAAGUCUAUCAAAGAAUUAGGUGACCAUGUGCACAACUUAGUCACCAUGGGGGCUCCAGCUGCUGGCCUAGCAGAGUAUCUUUUUGACAAGCACACCCUUGGAAGUGAGAGCAAGCACUAA
This is a messenger RNA of Arvicola amphibius (Eurasian water vole), 708 nucleotides long. It is a transcript of the gene Ftmt, whose product is annotated as ferritin mitochondrial. The record is from RefSeq and is a predicted model, not a curated record. Gene Ontology annotation, cellular component: mitochondrion; cytoplasm. The transcript has a single exon. Gene Ontology annotation, molecular function: ferric iron binding; ferrous iron binding. NCBI's taxonomy places the organism in Eukaryota, Metazoa, Chordata, Mammalia, Rodentia, Cricetidae. Gene Ontology annotation, biological process: intracellular iron ion homeostasis; iron ion transport. The coding region runs from base 1 to 708 and encodes 235 amino acids.